This is a messenger RNA of Urocitellus parryii (Arctic ground squirrel), 1969 nucleotides long. It is a transcript of the gene Znf404, whose product is annotated as zinc finger protein 404. Gene Ontology annotation, molecular function: RNA polymerase II cis-regulatory region sequence-specific DNA binding; DNA-binding transcription activator activity, RNA polymerase II-specific. Gene Ontology annotation, cellular component: nucleus. The record is from RefSeq and is a predicted model, not a curated record. Gene Ontology annotation, biological process: regulation of transcription by RNA polymerase II. Lineage: Eukaryota; Metazoa; Chordata; Mammalia; Rodentia; Sciuridae.
GGAGCCUUGGAGGUUGACUCACCUUUCACCCUUUAGUCCUCUUCCUGUGUGCCAGUGGCCACAGUCCCAGCGUGGUGAGAAAAUCGUGUCCCCCUCCCAAAACCCCCCUUCCCCAAAAUAAAUUCCGCGGAGGCUUUCACAUCCGGAAUGGACCUGGCGGUGGGGGUGAGAGGCUCCGACGGCGUGGAAGCCCAGUGAGUGCCACACCUCUCUAAAAAACAAACAGACAAACAAACAAAAAUCCUGGAAGAGGAAAGAAUUUUUGUUGCACAUCUGACAGUUAAAAGUUCAGCUCUGGUUCUCUGAACUUUUCUUCUCUAGUAGAGGAAUACCAAGGAAGGCCGGCAUGGUUAAAUCAUGGCCCAGGACAAAGACAGCUUAUUGCUUUGCUACCAAAGGAGAAAUACAGGGGACUCCWGUACCACAGGCUGUGAUUCUUCCCAUCAGCAAGAACUAGAGGUUUUCAAAGAGGUCAAUAUGGUACCACUGACUUUCAGUGAUGUUGCCAUAGACUUCUCUCAGGAGGAGUGGGAAUGUCUAAACUCAGAUCAGAGGGAUUUAUACAGAGAUGUGAUGGUGGAGAAUUAUAUCAACUUGGUCUCUUUGGACUUUGAUUUCUCAACUGAGACCAACAAGCUGUCUUCAGAAAAAAACAUUUGUGAAAUAAAUUCACACCAUAAGGAGACAUUGAAAAGAAAUAAAACCUUCAACCUGAUGGGGUUUAUUUUCAGUAAUGAGCCACCAUGGAGAACUAAAUUUGGGAGACAGCAGGGAACUAAAGUGGAAUGUCAAAUGAUAAUCAGAAAACUUGUAUCCCUUCCUUUCCACCAGAGAACUCACACUGUAAACAAAUCAUACAAAUGUCAGAAAUGCAGGAAAUGCUUUAGAAAAUCUUCACAACUUACUGAACAUCUGAGAGAACAUACUGGGGCGAGUGCCUAUGUGUGUAAGGAAUGUGGAAAGGCCUUUGUAAUUCUCCGGAAUUUUAUUAAACAUCAAAAAUUUCACACUAAUCCUAAACCCUAUGAAUGUAAUAGAUGUGAGAAGGCGUUUAGGUUUUCUUCAGAGCUGAUCCGACAUCAGAUGAUUCAUACUAGUGUGAAGCCCUAUGAAUGUGUGCGGUGUGGAAAGGCUUUUAAACGUCAGUCUCACCUUGUUGAACAUCAGAGAAUUCAUAUUGGUUUGAAACCCUAUGAAUGUAAGGAUUGUGGAGAGAGCUUUAGGUUGUACCGACAUAUGUGUCUGCAUCAGAAAAGUCAUCAUGGUGUGAAGUCCUAUAUCUGCACAGAAUGUGGGAAGGCCUUUGGUCGUUGUUCGGGUCUUAUCCAACAUAGGAAAAUUCAUUCUGGUGAGAAACCAUAUAAAUGUAAACAAUGUGGAAAGGCCUUUAUUCGCAACUAUCUACUGAUUGAACAUCAAAGAAGCCACACUGGUGAGAAACCUCAUGAAUGUAUGGAAUGUGGAAAGGCCUUUAGCAGGGGCUCUAGCCUACGAAACCAUAAAAGAAUUCACAGUGGAAAGAACCUCUAUGAUUGUACAGAGUGUGGGAAGGCCUUUAAGAGGGUCUCAAGCCUUCGUAACCACAAAAGAAUCCAUAGUGGUAAGAACUUCUAUGAUUGUAAGGAGUGUGGGAAGACCUUUAGCAGGGGCUCAAGCCUUCAUAACCAUAAAAGAAUUCAUAGCGGUGAGAACCUUUAUGAUUGUAAAGAGUGUGGGAAGACCUUUGGUCGUCGCAAUCUACUUACUCAACAUCAGAGUUUUCACAGAAGUGAGAAAAGAGGAAAGCCUUGAGCCAUAGCACAACCUUUAUUGUUAUCACUGUUCCACCUCCCGAUGAUAUCAUCAUGGUGAAGAUAACACUAGUUAUGAAAUAAAAAUCCUUGGAAGGAUUGYUGGCACCUUAGUAUUUACUUACUAAAUAUAUUAUUUUAUGUCCAUGAUUAAUAUUAUUAAAAAUAAAUUCAUGAGU